CACAAGAGAUAUCAACUCAGAAACAUGACGGAAGUAGCUCCGGCGGCUAUUAGAUCCUCGGCAAAACUCCCGAUGAAGAAGUCCGCUUCGCGGACCAGGAAGGAUGGACCCAGCAUCUCCAAACUCAUCGUGGACGCCGUGGCUGACUCCAAGGAACGUAAAGGGGUUUCUCUGGCGGCGCUCAAGAAACUCCUAGCCAAGAAUGGCGUUGACGUGAGGAAGUCCAACAAGCGCAUCAACAGCGCUAUUACCAAGCUGGUGACAGGUGGAAGCCUGAGCCGGACUAGAGGGACCGGAGCAUCCGGGUCCUUCAAGAUAGCUAAAGCUAACACUAAAAAGAAUAAGCCCAAACCCGCAAAACCAGUGAAGAAGGCAACUCCGAAGAAGAAGAAGGCUCCCGCCAAGGCCAAGAGACCAGCAGCCAAGAAAUCACCGAAAAAGUCACCGGCGAAGAAACCAGCCAGGAAGUCUCCGAAGAAGGGACCGGCAAAGAAAGCAGCCAAAAGGGUAAAAAGAAGCCCUAAAAAGAGCACCAAAAAAAGCCCCAAAAAGAGUCCCAAAAAGGCCACAGCUAGGAGGCCGAAGCCGGCUAAGAGACCAGCAGCCAAGAAAAGCCCGGCAAAAAGGCGCCCAGCUAAGAAGGCUAAGAGGAGCUACUGGUAAACACCUGCUUCACCCACUGCGCAAAGCACCAAAGGCU
Molecule: messenger RNA, 700 nt
Organism: Poecilia reticulata (guppy)
Lineage: Eukaryota; Metazoa; Chordata; Actinopteri; Cyprinodontiformes; Poeciliidae
Product: histone H1-like
Biological process (GO): nucleosome assembly
Cellular component (GO): nucleosome
Molecular function (GO): structural constituent of chromatin; DNA binding
Source: RefSeq, a predicted model, not a curated record